AUGGCUCAGAAGCCCAUGGUUGCCUACGGUCUAGAUAAUUUUCGUUGUGAUAGCGAUGAUGAUAAUGAAACACAUGAAAAACCAAAGGAAAUUAACGGCGAAAAACACCUUCAAGCCAAGAAUGCCUUUACUGCUAAUUUACAAAUUUUGAGAGUCGAAACUCGUUAUGAUCUCUCGACUCCUUCGGCUCAAAAAGUGAUAAAAGGAACUUCAUCGGGACAUACACAAACCUUCUAUAUUGGUCCGAAUGGAUUGAUUUUCAACGAUGAUGACGCUUCAAAUGAUGCCAAAAAGCAAAUGAAUAUUCCAUAUGAUGACUUGGAGUGUUAUAAAAUGGGUCUAGGGGCUGGUGCUUUCGGAUCUGUUGUACUCGCCAAACACAAAGAAACAGGUCAAAAAUUUGCCCUAAAAACUAUUAGAGAAAAAAAAGGAGAUAAUGUAUUCUCGGAUGACGAUGAAUCAGAUCAAAACAAAUUGAUUUGGGCUGAAUUUAAAGCCAUUUACGAAAGCGAUCAUCCUAAUUUACUCAAAGUGCAUAAUUGCUAUUUCAGAGAUUAUUGUUUUUACAUGCUGUUAGAUUAUUGCAAUUGUGGCAGCCUGAAGGAUGUAUUCAAGGUCACAGAGGGAACCACAGAACGAAUGAUGUCAGUAAUUGUCGAGAAAAUUCUCAAAGGACUGAACUAUUUACAAAAAGAGAAGCAUAUUAUUCAUAGAGACAUUAAACCAGAAAACAUUCUUGUAGAUUAUGAUCCGAACACACAGCAUGCAGAGGUAAAGAUUGGAGAUUUUGGUUUGUGUGGUCACAAAAAACUUGAUAUCAACUCUGAUUUAGGCAAGACCAUGUUUAAUACUGUGAAUGGCACAACCAUUUAUUUGUCUCCUGAAAGGCUUCAAGGAUGCUCAUACAAUUAUAAUUCAGAUAUUUGGAGUUUGGGAGUGUUAACAAUAGAAUUGAUGACAAAAGUCCAUCCAUUGAGUACACUUCCGACACUCUCACAUUUCGAUAUUGUAGACAAACUUGAAAAUAUACAGAAUGAUAUCACCGAAAUAAUAGAAAAAUACAAUGCAACUACGGAAAAGAAAAUAAGUCCAGAAUUCAGAGAUUUCGUAUUAAAAUGUUGUGAGCCUGACAAAGACAAACGACCAUUUGCUGAUGAGCUUCUCCACCACCCAUGGAUUACCAAAUUUAAGGACGGAAAGGACAAUGAACAAUUAUUCUCUCUGUGGCUAAAACAAUUUUUCAUCAAGAAAAAGAGUGUCACCAAAUAA
Molecule: messenger RNA, 1269 nt
Organism: Naegleria fowleri
Lineage: Eukaryota; Heterolobosea; Eutetramitea; Acrasida; Naegleriidae
Exons: 2
Coding region: 1-1269 (422 amino acids)
Biological process (GO): protein phosphorylation; MAPK cascade
Molecular function (GO): ATP binding; MAP kinase kinase activity
Source: RefSeq, a predicted model, not a curated record